ACAUGCAAUGAGACAGAGAAUCCCAGCAGAGCUUUCCCUUGCUAUGCAACAUCUGGAAGAGAAUGCUACUCCAGAGCAGAACGAUGCGAUGGCAUCAAUCAAUGCGUCAACUGGGCAGAUGAAGCCGAUUGUCCGGAGAAUACAACGUCGGGAAAUCGACCGCCUCCACCGAAAAUGCGCCAACUGGGCUCAUUCGAGAUGCUUUACCGAAACUGGGAGGACGGUGCGUGGAUGUGGCAUAGUACCAUCGUUAAACCAGAUGGAGAGAUCCAAUUUCGAGUCCCACUGCCAAAGAUGGAGGCUGGAUGGGUGGUUGGUGCAUUCGCUAUGGACGCCUCGGAAGGAUUGGCCUUGGCUUCGUCACCAUUGCGAUUCGAUGGUGCUCGACGCUUUUAUUUCACGCUCGAAGUGCCCGAGGUUGGAUACUGGGGUGAACAAUUUGGAGUCCGCAUUUGUCUCUUCAACUAUUGGACUUAUUUUCUUGAGUUCCUAUUGGACACUGGACGUUUCGCAUUUCUGCGGUGUCCAGAUGGAUGAGAAACGUCAAUUAACGCUAAAGCGUCAAAAUAUAGAUGUUUUUAGCAUUCCAACGUGA
Messenger RNA from Rodentolepis nana, 595 nucleotides. NCBI's taxonomy places the organism in Eukaryota, Metazoa, Platyhelminthes, Cestoda, Cyclophyllidea, Hymenolepididae. The record is from the annotation of a GenBank genome assembly.